This is a messenger RNA of Carcharodon carcharias (great white shark), 2689 nucleotides long. RefSeq names its product basement membrane-specific heparan sulfate proteoglycan core protein-like. The transcript is spliced from 7 exons. Gene Ontology annotation, molecular function: transmembrane signaling receptor activity. Bases 1203 to 2462 code for a protein of 419 amino acids. Gene Ontology annotation, biological process: cell surface receptor signaling pathway. NCBI's taxonomy places the organism in Eukaryota, Metazoa, Chordata, Chondrichthyes, Lamniformes, Lamnidae. The record is from RefSeq and is a predicted model, not a curated record.
CCAUUCCAUUUCUGUGCCGAGGAUGCCGAGGCAACAAUCCAGUUUUCCACAUUGUCACAGAUCAAUGCUCCAAUGAAUGUUAAAAUGAUUUCAAAAUGUAUUUGAAUGCCCCAUUCAAAGUCCCCACAUUUGCUAUAAGGACAGAGGAAGCCAUUGUAUCCUUUAUAUCUGUUCUGUCUUCCUAUGCCAGCUUGGCUGGACUAUUGGUUCUCUCCUUUGAUUAGCUUUGGUUACAUUACCCUUAACUACAUAGAUUAAACAGGAAACUAUCAAUUUACCUGGGCUCUGGAGCUAUUCUGCAGUAGCCUGUUCAAGUAUUUCCUCCACUCAGUGCUUUCUGUCAAAAUCAUCAUUGGAAGUGUUGUUUCACUUUGGCAUUUAUUUCUCCUCGUUCUGCACAAGGAACUAUUGGACACAGAAUCGCUCUAUCCCGUCCAGGAAACAGCUAAUUUACCUGAAACACAUCUAUUUCGUCCAUUUAUCUUCUACGCUCAGCAUUGUACAUGUAGACUGCUGUCAUAAUUCACACCAAGUAGCCUGGAAUUGUUUCUCUAAUUCUUCAGAGGUCUAAUCUCACAAAUGUCGCCCCUGUCCACUGAGCCAAGACUGCGCCACCAUCGAGAAUUUUUCAAUGGAUCAAACAGAGCAACUGUCGCUUUCCAUCUCGAAUCUUGGCUCACUCAGUUAAAAUACACGCGUUAUUCAAUUCUAUGCAGUGUGUUUUCCUAUUAGCUUUGACUGAGACCUUGUUCAGUAAAGUCGCACCCCGUUCUCCUGAUGGCAACUUUUCCCUGACACACCGGAGCUGUUUCUGUCGCACUGCAGUACUUAUUCUGAGCGUUCAAUACCCUUUAGUGCUCCCUUGUCACCUUCCCCUCCAUCCAACACCAUUAUUCACACUUUAUUUUGUAUAAUCCGUAGUUGUCCACCCAACACCAAUUCCUUCUGACAGACUCACAGCAACACCAGUUUGCUUUCAUUUAUAUAGCGGCUUUAACGGAGUAUCACGGCCCAAGGCGCUUCACGUGAACCAGCAUGAAACGAUAUUAGACACCAUGUAACGGACGGAGAUUUUAGGGCCGGAGGCCAAAUUCUAUGCCGAACAAGCAGAUGCACGAAGAAAUCCAAAGAUAUCAUUUGACCAACCGACUGGUGUUUACUUAGAAACAGAGGAUGUCACCAUUACGUGCACUGUGCAGGCAAUGAUGAUAAGCUAUUAUGAUAAAGCCUUCUGCAUUUACAAGGAUAAUCAAGUACUCAGCCGUUCUCCUGUUUCCAAACAGCGUGAACGUGCAAUGUUCUCGAUUCCUGCUUUUAACCAUGGAGGGCGGUAUCAAUGCGGAUAUUGUUCUGGGAUUUCACAGUUCUUUUCCCCAAUGAGCGAAGCUGUGAUGGUUACUGUAGCAGAGCCGCUAAGAAAAUCAGUGAUAACAAUUGAUCAAUCGACAGGGGUGUAUGUCAUAGGAGAGACUGUCACCAUGACCUGCAGUGUGACUGGGGAUGAUCGUCAGAAAACCUUCAAUUUUUACAAAGAUGAUGCACUGCAGUACUCAAGGCGACUCGAUACAAAUGUCAAUACUGGAACUUUACCGGUUGCUGGUAAAAGAAGCAAAGUGCGAUACCAAUGUCAAUACGGAAUUUCCAUCGGGGGUCGGCAUCUAACAUCGCCAAAGAGCGAGGCUGUGACCGUGACUACGAGAGGUCCGCUAAAAAUCCCAGUGAUAUCUCUUGAUCAAACCACAGGGGUGUAUGCAGCAGGAGAGACGAUCAACAUGACCUGCACCGUGACCGGUGAUAAUCGCAAUAAAAUGUUUUAUUUUUAUAAAGGGCAUCAACAGUUGUCCCCUAGUCCAAUCAUCACAAAUACCAAUUCUUUAAGAUUCCCGAAUACCAGUCCAAGCAACAGCGGACAAUACCAAUGUCAAUAUAGAAUUACCUUCCAGAGCAGGCAUUUGGAUUCCAAAUUGAGCCAGGCUGUAACGGUGACCAUAGCAGAUCUUCCCGAACCAGACAUAUCUGUGGACUCUAGCGCUGUUCUUCUGGGUGGAGCUGUCACAUUUAACUGUACAAGCCCCGGGGACAAUCCCGCCAUCACAUUUUACCUAUACAGAGAAGGAGAUGUGAAUCACGAUGGGUUGAAGUCUGCUGCUUCAGGGAACAAUUCUGUCACCUUCACCAUCAGGAAUAUCCAUCACUCUGAGAUAGGAAGUUACACCUGUCGCUAUGAAGUGCUGCUUAACGGAAGAAAGCUAGCCUCAGCUCUGAGUGACCCUGUGCACAUCACUGUAACAGCUUACAAUUCUACACCAAUUCGUUUGGGUCCCGGGGCACUGAUCAUGUUUGGGAUUGUGAUUAUCCUGGGAAUAGAGUUCAAUCCGAUCAAGAGAAACAAGGGCUGUAAAGGUGCCGAUACUGAUGGAGUACAUUGUCUCGCUAAUGACGAUGAAGAGGCGACAGAGUGAGAGUGCUUUAUUCAGGAUGUUACAUAAAUCCGACAUUUUAAAACAGAAUUAAGAUUGGUAUUACACAAAACUGUACAAACAAAUUUUAUUUUGUCCAUCGAAUUACCAGUACGAUAACUUUAACCGUUACGUCAAUCAAUUUCCGUUUGUGUGCAUGCUCCUGUAUGUGUGUGUGUGUGAGAGAGAGAUAGAAUGUGUGUACCUGAGUGCGUGUGUGCUUCUUUCUG